AGACGAUCUCGGUAGCGCGCUUCGCUCCGGUGCUGUAGGUGGCAGCAGAACAAUGCAGCAUUUCCUGUGGAGCCGCACAGUCACAACAAGAGGAGGAAGAGGAAAAACGACAGCUCUGGAUCGUCGUCGACUGCCUUGCGUGACAACACAGGGAAUCGCGUUCAGGCUUCGGGUUGCUCCAGUUUGUCCUGCAACAUGUCUGAUUUACUAAGAUAUAUCGACUAUGACCACAAAGCCACCUUUCUGAAGAUGCUCAACCAGCAGAGGUUGGAAGGUGAGCACUGUGAUGUGGUGGUCGUGGUGGAAAACAUAGAGUUCAGGGCUCACCGCUGUGUCUUGGCCGCCUGCAGCAACUAUUUCAAAAAGCUCUUUAAGAAACAGAGCGACGAGGACAACUCCAUCGUGGAGUUGGACUUCAUCCGUUCGGAUAUCUUCGAGGAGGUGCUUAAUUACAUGUACACAGCCAGGCUGGCUGUGAGGAAGAAGGACAUCAAUAUGAUGAUGUCGUCUGGUCAGAUCCUGGGCAUCAACUUCCUGGAUAACUUGUGCACCCAGAAACGCGAGCUGACCAACAUGAAAACGCGGGAAAACCAGGCUCCGGGUGACCAUGGGAUGAGAGCUCAGGAUGCCAUCCUGAAGGAGCUGGCUAUGGAGGAGGUGAGGAAGAACAGCUUCUAUGAUCAGGGGAUGGAUAGCAUGGGGCCCGGUGGCUCACACGUGUCUCAGCCGCACAACUAUAACACCAACAUGGGCAAAGAGCCGCACAGCCACACCUGGGGCUCAUCGACCUCCAGCGACAUGAAGCUGGAGUACCUGCUGUAUGGCCACCGCGACCACGGCUCCUGCCAGAGCACGGGAGCAAAGCCCAUGGACCACAACGCCAAAAAGGAGAGGCUGCUCACCGCCAACCGCCCCUACGGCUGUGAGCACUGCCCCAAAGCCUUCACCACUGCCGCCCACCUCAAAGAGCAUCUGAAGAUCCACUCCGGUUUCAAGCCACACCGCUGCGUGGUGUGCGGCAAGGCCUUCAUCAGGGGGCCCGACCUGAAGAGGCACGAAAGGGUCCACAGCAACGAGAGGCCCUUCGCGUGCCAAAUGUGCGAAAAGGCAUUCAAGCACAAGUCCCACCUGAAAGACCAUGAACGGCAGCACCGGGGCGAGCGUCCCUUCAACUGCGGCUCCUGCGACAAAGCCUUCAUCAAAGCGUCGGAUCUGAAGCGCCACUGGAACACCAUGCACAGCGCCAACCCCCGCAGACAGAUGUCGCUGUCUCCCGCCGCCUCCCAGCAAGGCCAGGGAGACGCCACCGACCAGAGAGACUGGAAAAUGGAGACCGGGCUACACUCGCAUAACUCUGGGGACUGUUGAGCCUGCAAGCACACGUGCAUACACUCACACACAGACACACAUACUGACACGCAGACACACUUACAUACAAAUAAAUAUGUAUACAGACUGACACAACCACAAACCUGUGACAGGCUGCGUGGCCUGACAUCACAUGAACAGCAAUCGGAGUGAGUAACAAGAGAUCAUAGCAUGUUAAUAAGACUGUGGGGCUGUAUUAUUAUUCUAAAGAGUUAUGUCAAAGCGAUGUUUCCUUUCCACCUGUAAAAUCAUGUAAAUGUUUAGUUCACACUCUACAUAUAUUUUUCACAAAGCAUUGUUGCUAUGUAGACUGAGGGUUCUCAUAACAUUAUUCUCUUUUACUUUAAUGGGAUAUGUAACAUUUAAAUGUUUGUUUAACCUUUACUGGAUUUUAUGGAGAUGAAACGAGAGAGUGUAAUAGAGAAAGGGGGAGGGCGGGGAGAUAUUUCUGCAUAACAUUUGUUGCAUUGAGUAUAUUCACGUGGAUGUUUUUAAUGGCUGUGUUUAGUUGUAUUGAUUGAUAUUACACUGUAAGAGUAAGAGUCACCAUUUUGCAUUCAGCGCAGAUGAUACCAAAGUCUUGGGACUCUUGAUGGAUCGCCUUUAUUGAGGUUGUCCUGCCCAAGCAACCGGCCAACUAGAUUUACUGUUAUACAGUAUAACUGUCAUCCAGCUAUCAACAGUUAAUGAUAGAUGUCUGUAUAUACUGUAGCUUAGUUUGUUGCACAAUUAGAGUACACAAUAAUGAAUUAUGCACAUAUAACAUUGUCCUACUCCAACACUUUGACAAUAAACACCAUUUGCUGUGUUUUA
This is a messenger RNA of Pundamilia nyererei, 2181 nucleotides long. Its product is annotated as zinc finger and BTB domain-containing protein 14-like. Gene Ontology annotation, biological process: regulation of transcription by RNA polymerase II. The record is from RefSeq and is a predicted model, not a curated record. Gene Ontology annotation, molecular function: protein binding; DNA-binding transcription factor activity, RNA polymerase II-specific; RNA polymerase II cis-regulatory region sequence-specific DNA binding. NCBI's taxonomy places the organism in Eukaryota, Metazoa, Chordata, Actinopteri, Cichliformes, Cichlidae. The coding region runs from base 196 to 1368 and encodes 390 amino acids. The transcript is spliced from 2 exons.